AUGGCUACCUUUAUUGCUCCUAAUGAAGUCUAUCCUGUUCAAGAUGCUGAGGCUCUCCACAAGGCUGUCAAAGGAUGGGGCGCCACUGAUGAGAAGGCACUAAUAGCAAUAUUGGGUCACAGAAAUUCAUUUCAAAUUCAGCAAAUCAGACAAGCUUAUGAAGAAAUUUAUGAAGAGAAUCUCAUCAAACGGCUUGAAUCUGAGCUCUUUGGUGACUUUGAAAGAGCUAUGCAUCGAUGGGUGUUGGAAUCAACAGAUCAAGAUGCAGUGUUGGCAAUUGUGGCAAUUAGGAAUAGCAAGAAUGUUGAUUACAGUGUCAUAGUGGAAAACGCUUGUAUUUAUUCUUCUGAAGAGCUCUUGGCUGUGAGACGAGCUUAUCACAAUCGUUAUAAGCGUUCUUUGGAUAAAGAUGUUGCUUCUCAUACAACUGGUUAUCUUCAUCAGCUUUUGGUGGGGUUGGUGAGCUCAUACAGGUUCGAAGGUGAUGAGAUGAAUGCAAGAAAUUGUUGGAUGAUGCCUCUGAUGAAUUCCUCAAGGCAGUGCACAGUGCCAUUCGUUGCAUCAGUGACCAUCAAAAGCACUAUGAAACGGUUCUGCAUAAUGCAAUUAAGAGGAUAGGGAAUUAUACGGAUGCAAUGACACGUGUCAUCGUGACAAGGCCUGAGAGGGAUUUGAGAGACAUAAAAGAUCUUUAUUACAAGAUGAACAGUGUGCAUUUGGAGCAUUCAGUGGCCAAGGAAGUUUCUGGAGAUUACAAGUUUCCGCUCACUCUUCUGGGACAAGAAUAAGAUUAAGUACUUCUUCGUUGAUCUUUUCUAAUCAAUGAAGCAACUUAUGAUGAAUAAUGAUCGAGUUCAUUAGUUCAUCUUGGUGUAUGUGGCGGUGCAUGUCAUAUUUCAUAUUUCCUCUAAAUUUGAG
Prosopis cineraria is the source of this 918-nucleotide messenger RNA. RefSeq names its product annexin-like protein RJ4. Gene Ontology annotation, molecular function: calcium-dependent phospholipid binding; calcium ion binding. The transcript has 6 exons. The record is from RefSeq and is a predicted model, not a curated record. Gene Ontology annotation, cellular component: cytoplasm. The coding region runs from base 1 to 618 and encodes 205 amino acids. Lineage: Eukaryota; Viridiplantae; Streptophyta; Magnoliopsida; Fabales; Fabaceae.